This is a messenger RNA of Gastrolobium bilobum, 2203 nucleotides long. RefSeq names its product transcription factor PIF4-like. NCBI's taxonomy places the organism in Eukaryota, Viridiplantae, Streptophyta, Magnoliopsida, Fabales, Fabaceae. The transcript has 9 exons. Bases 190 to 1845 code for a protein of 551 amino acids. The record is from RefSeq and is a predicted model, not a curated record. Gene Ontology annotation, molecular function: DNA-binding transcription factor activity; protein dimerization activity. Gene Ontology annotation, biological process: regulation of DNA-templated transcription.
UUCUCUCUUUGUUUAUGUCACUGUCGUUCUUGCUAUUGAAAACUAUCCUCCGAAGAAACCGGGAAGAAGGAGCUUCAAUUUCUAGUAUCUAGCUAUACUUUCUACUCAAGCAAUUAUAAACAUAGUCCAUGCCUUAACCAAGUAAAAAACAGUCUCUGCCUCAACUCAGACAACUGUGUUUGGUUAACAAUGAACAGCAGUAUUCCAGGUUGGAAUUUUGAGAGUGAGACCUUUGUCACCAAUCAAAAGAAACCCAUAGGGCCAGAAGGAGAACUUGUAGAGCUCCUAUGGCAAAAUGGGCAAGUAGUUAUGCAUAGCCAAACACAUAGAAAACCAGUUGUGAAUUCAUCUGACUUGAGACAAGUUCACAAAACUGAUCGAUCAACAUUAAGGACUAGUGGGCCACGUGGGAACUCACCUAACUUGAGUCAUCAAGAUGAGACAGUCUCAUGGAUCCAAUACCCUCUUGAGGAUCCAUUGGAACAAGAAUUCUAUUCAAACCUUUUAUCUGAGCUAGCAGCACCAUGUGAAGUUGAGUCUUACAAGCCAUUCGAGCAAUUGGAAGAGGGAAAGUCUGCCAAAGUUGUUGCCUCUAGUUCCCCUCUCUCAACUUCAAUUUUACAAGCACCUAAUAAUAAUAUGAAACCCUCUUGUGUUCAGGAAUUCCAAGGAAAUCCCAUGCCUGCUCCAAGAUUUCAGGUUCCUGAUUCAUCUCAGAAAAUCAAUGACUUUGGUGGAACACGAAAGGUCCAAAAAAUUUCUCACUUUUCAACACCCCCUAUUGUUUCUUCAGCAUCUGCUGGUGCACAGUUUAGAGAGAAAGUUAAUGCUAAUCUAUCACAAAGUAAGGCCAGAGAGUGCUCAGUGAUGACAGUUGGUUCAAGUCACUGUGGCAGCAAUCACAUCCUUCAGGACCCAGAUGUGAGUAGGGCAUCAAGUAAUGGUGUUUGGACUACUACUUUAUCUGCUGAGCCUGAAGCUGUUAGAGAUUGUGUCAAGAGAACAAUUCCUCGGAGUGAUAAAGGAAAAUCAGAGAUGGUGGAACCAACUCUAACUUCAUCUUCUGGUGGCUCAGGCAGUAGUAUUGGAAGAACUUGUUCCCUAUCAACAAGAAAUCAUAGCCGAAAGAGAAAAGGGACAGAUGCAGAAGCAUCAGAGGAACAAAGUGAGGCCACAGAACUUAAAUCAGCAGAUGGAAACAAGGCAUCUAAGAGGGCAGGGUCUUACAGAAGAAGCCGUGCAGCUGAAGUGCAUAAUCUAUCAGAAAGGAGACGAAGAGAUAGGAUCAAUGAGAAGAUGAAGGCACUGCAGCAACUGAUACCUAACAGUAACAAGACAGACAAAGCAUCAAUGUUAGAUGAGGCAGUCGAAUACUUGAAAUCGCUUCAGUUACAGCUUCAGGUAAUGUGGAUGGGGGCUGGUAUGACACCAAUGAUGUUUCCAGGAAUUCAGCACUAUAUGUCACAAAUGAGUAUGGGAAUGACUGCACCUUCUUUGCCUUCUAUUCACCAUUCAAUGCAAUUACCGAGAGUACCACAUGAUCAGUCCAUAUCUGUAGCUCAGAUACCAAACCAGACUGUGAUGUCCCAAAAUCCAGUUUUGGAUGCGUUUAAUUACCAAAAUCAGAUGCAAAACCCAUGCCUUUCAGAGCAAUAUGCACGUUACAUGGCUUAUCAUCUUAUGCAAAGUGCCUCCCAGCCAAUGUAUGCAUACAGAUAUGGUUCCCAGCCAGCACAACAUACUCAAACAAUUGCACCCAGCAAUAACAACAGUGGACCCGGGAGUGGAGCAGCUAAUAUUGAUAAUGCUGUGAGUGGCAAAAUUGGUUCUUCCACCUUUAACUGAAUAGCAAUACCUGAAACUUGUUCAAUUGGAGGGUUUGGCUGAUGAGUCAAACCUAUAAGCACAAAGACAUACUUCAAGUUUAUGUAGUUUGGAGGCCAUGCAAUUUAUUUCCAAUUUAAAGUCUGUGGUGAUGAGAAAUUGUAUUAGACAGGUCAUUUAUUAUGGGCCAGGUUUGUUCUCAGCUCCUUGGACCCAUCAGAUAGAGCAUUAUGUAUUGUUUGUAGACUUGGGGAAAUAAAUUAAGAUCAUAUGUAAUUUUUUAUUAUGUCUGAGAACAUAAUAGCAGUUGUUAUUCCUAUCAUUGUCAUACAAUCAAGACUAUAGACUCUCUUAAGUAAAGUAAGCUUGAGAUUUUUUU